AUGCCACCCCAGGUACAGUCACAAGAGUCGCCAACCUCAGAAAUCGAUGUAGUGCAGUCGUUGAGCCAAGUCAACGACAUAUCGCUUAGUAAAAAGAUGAUAGACGUGAAAAUCGAUGGUCACCCUAUUCGGAUGGAAUUGGACACAGGAGCACCGUGUGGUAUUAUUGCCGAAUCUAUAUUACGCUCAUUCAAGCCCAAGUUCUCACUGCAGAAAGCAGAUAAACAGUUUUCAAGUUAUACCGGUCAUCACAUUACGUGUCUUGGUCGCAUGACUGUGAACGUUUCAGUUGGAUCAAAAACUCGCAGGCUCAAUUUAUACGUAGUUUCUGGAAACACCGACUCGCUAUUUGGUCGUGAAUGGAUACCUCACUUCGUUGAUCAGAUCAAUUUGAAUCGUAUCUUUUCACCAAUAUCAGUGAACUCUGUGACGGGCUAUACUACACAUGAAGCAACUCAGCUUUCCAGGGUGUUAGACAGCUUCGAAGAGAUUUUCAGUGAUGUGCCAGGAAAACUGAUUGGACCUCCAGCUAAAGUACAUCUAAAACCAGGAGUAUCACCAGUCUUUGCUAAAGCUCAUGAUGUGCCCUUCGCAUUGCGUAAUCGUUAUGCGGCAGAAAUAGAAAAAAAAAUCACGUCAGGAUUUUACGAAAAAGUCGAAUACUCCGAGUGGGCGUCGCCGACUCACAUAGUUGUGAAAAAAAAUGGGAAUCUUCGCAUUACUGGUAACUACAAACCAACUGUAAACCCAAGAAUGAUCAUAGACGAACACCCUAUUCCAAAAGUCGAUACCAUAUUCAACAAAAUGAAGGGAGCUACUUUGUUCUGCCAUUUAGAUGUAACCGAUGCCUAUACACAUCUUCCAAUCGACGAAGAAUUUCGUCAUGUUUUGACACUAAACACCACAACGCAUGGGCUGAUUCGCCCUACAAGAGCAGUAUAUGGAGCCGCUAAUAUACCUGCUAUUUGGCAGCGACGCAUGGAAACAGUUUUAAAGGAUCUAGAUAAUGUGGUCAGUUUCUAUGAUGACAUCAUUGUAUUCGCAGAAAAUUUUCAAGCCCUUAUACAGGCUUUGACAACGACACUGAAUAGGAUGAAACAAAAUGGAUUACGACUCAAUCGUGCGAAAUGCGUGUUCGCUACAACGUCGUUAGAAUGUUUAGGCCACAAAAUAGAUCAUAACGGACUACACAAAUCAGACAAGCAUAUAGAAGUCAUUCGUGAUGCACCGUUACCGGCUACUCCAGAAGAACUGCAGCUAUUUCUUGGUAAGGCUACGUAUUACAGUGCGUUCAUUCCAAACUUAUCCACAAGAGCUCGAAGUUUGCGAGAUUUACUCAUGGCAGAAUCUUUCGAAUGGUCUACUGAAGCAAAACGAGCUUACAAAGAUUUAAAAGAAGCCCUUAUUUCGCCACAAGUUCUUAUGCAGUACGACCCAAGUUUACCCUUGGUACUAGCAACAGACGCUAGCAAAACCGGUUUAGGUGCAGUACUUUCACAUCGAUUAAGUAACAGUACAGAACGUCCAAUAGCAUAUGCCAGCACUACAUUGUCUAGCACAGAACAACGAUACCCCCAAAUUGAUAAAGAGGCACUCGCAAUCGUUUGGGCUGUUAAAAAAUUCUUCCAUUAUCUAUAUGCACGUAAGUUUACGCUUAUUACCGACCACAAGCCUCUAGCACAAAUAUUGCAUCCAGAAAAAUCCCUUCCAACGCUUUGUAUCAGCCGUAUGGCAAAUUACGCAGAUUAUCUGGUACAUUUCAACUACGAUGUCGUUUAUAAACCAACACAACAGAAUACUAACGCUGACUACUGUUCCCGACCACCAGUUAAAUCUUUGAAAUCCGCCGAAAAUAAUGAAUCUCCGCAUGAAGGCAAUGAGGACGCAUUCGAGGGAUUCACUUUAAAUGCCAUACAGCAAUUACCGGUAAGAGCAGAAUUAAUAGCACGCGAAACGAAAAAAGAUGCGUAUCUAGGAAAGCUGGUGCAGGAAUUAGAAUCUGGCCGGGAUCUUGCCCAGCAAGGACACAAAGCUCCAGAAUCAAAAUAUACUUUGGUUGCAAAUUGCUUACUAUUCGAACACAGAGUAGUAAUACCACCGGUCCUUCGACAAGCAAUUCUUAACGAUUUACAUGUUGCGCAUAUUGGAGUUGUUAAGAUGAAGGGGUUGGCUCGAUCCUUUGUUUACUGGCCAGGCAUCGAUUCAGACAUCGAACGAACAGCGAAAUCUUGCAGUAGUUGUGCUCGCACGGCACCUGCACCAAACAAGUUCAAUUCACAUCAUUGGGAGUAUCCAAAUGGCCCUUGGGAGCGUAUACACAUCGACUACGCUGGUCCAGUUGCGGAUAAAAUGUUGCUAGUAAUCGUGGAUGCCUACAGCAAAUGGUUUGAAGUAAAAAUUACAACCUCGACAACAACAGCAGCUACAAUACACAUUCUAGAUGAACUUUUUGCUUCUUACGGAGUACCAAUAACAAUAGUAUCGGAUAAUGGUCCUCAAUUUACUGCAGCGGAAUUCAAACUUUUUCUCCAAAAAAAAGGAGUAAAAUAUCAUAAACUUUCAGCUCCAUAUCACCCCGCGACGAACGGCCAAGCUGAACGGUACGUGCAAACGGUGAAACAAGCAUUAAGAGCAAUGGGAACAGCACGAGAUACGCUGAACAGUGACAUAAACGAGUUUUUGCGACAGUACCGAAAAGCUCCACACUCCGAAACCGGAGAAUCUCCUGCGAAAUUGUUUCUAGGCCGAAACAUAAUAACACGACUGGAUCUUGUCAGACCGCAAACACCUAACACUACAGUUACGGAAAAACAACGCACCGCGUUCGAAUCGACGUUUCGUACUUUCAACCCGGGAAAACAAGUCUAUUUUCUAUCAGGAAACACUAGAAUGGACAAGUGGAUUCCAGGUAUCAUUACUGGCCGUGUGGGAGACCUGCACUAUGAAAUUGUUUAUAAUGGAAAAACAUUCAAACGUCACAUCGACCAAAUACGUAAUUUCCUCAGUAGCGAGUGCAAACCGCAGGGCACAAAACAACACGAAACAAACGAUACCAGUCAUAGAGACACGAAGUAG
Molecule: messenger RNA, 3075 nt
Organism: Malaya genurostris
Lineage: Eukaryota; Metazoa; Arthropoda; Insecta; Diptera; Culicidae
Exons: 2
Coding region: 1-3075 (1024 amino acids)
Biological process (GO): DNA integration
Molecular function (GO): nucleic acid binding
Source: RefSeq, a predicted model, not a curated record